Racocetra persica is the source of this 139-nucleotide messenger RNA. Lineage: Eukaryota; Fungi; Glomeromycota; Glomeromycetes; Diversisporales; Gigasporaceae. The record is from the annotation of a GenBank genome assembly.
AGGCUGAAAGUGCUCCCUUAGAUACUUUAUUUGAAGAAAGACAAAAAUUGAAUAAUCUUCUUAGCCAAUAUACGCUUGACCAAAUUUAUAAUACAGAUGAAACUGCUUUAUAUUAUCAUAUGCAACCAAACCAAACUUU